UAGAUGAGCUAGCGGGGUCCAUCAAAAGCCAUUUUGUAGAGCGUCUUUUACUGCAUCUUUUCUUUAUAGAGUCAAAUUUUCAACCGCGCGAUUUACUAAAGAAAAAUUUAUUAUACAAACCGUUACAGAACUUCUGGAACACCCUUUAUAUUUUGAACACACAGCGUAUUAGCUGAUGAAAAAAUGAAUCGAAAAAAUGCACGUUUUUUUUUCUGGUCGUAAGAGAGUGAAAUGAGUUAAAUAUCAAGAUUAUUUAGAUAUGAGCACUCUUCACACUCAAGACUGGAUUUUGACUAGUAGACCUAAGUACAUUUGAAUAUCAUUCCGAUCGUAUAUAUAUGACAAUAGUAGACAUGAGUGGAACCAUUCAUUUUUGGUCCGCUUCCACCAAGAUCGGUACCAUCUUGCCAAUAUCUAUUCAGAACACAUGAGUCAUGACAAUAUGACAUUUCGUACCAGUUUUCAAAACUCGAGACCAGAACUGCCAUACUCAUAUCAAAAUGAUAGUCAACCACAAUUGACUGCAAACAUUAUUUUUAACAGCGUUGACUAUUUAAUGUUUAACAAACUUAUGAUUUAAGAAUUUUCUUUUAGAUUGAAAAGUAGAAUUUAUAGUCUAUGAAUACGAAUAGAAAUUUUUACAUUUUGUUAUUUUUUAUUUGAAAAGUAAAUCAAAAAAAACAAAGAUCAGUUAUUUAUAACUAACUAACAUUCUAUCAAUAUAAAUUGUUCAAAAUUUUUAUGACAUUUAUUAUCUUUUCGUAUAUAAUAUCUCUUAUCAAAAAAAAAAAAGAAAAAAACUUUAAACAUUCAAAAUUUAUUAGUGUAAUAGAUAAUCAUUCGUACAAGAAUUGAGUUCCAUGUAUCUAAAAAAAAGUAUAAUUAAAUAUCCUAUUGUAACAUAUCCUAGAAUUCUAUACUUUUUUUAUCAUACCUAUUACUCUGCGCGUGUAUUACUCACAAGCAGUGUAAUGCAACAAUCAUAGGUUAGAUGGCAAUAACUUUUUUCGCUAGGUUGAGCUAAGUGUUAUCAGAAUAUCUUUUUUUGUUUUUUUUUAGAAAUAUCGAUCUAAUAAUUUAUCUUCUAGGUGCAGCUCUUGUUGGUCUUGCUGCUGCACCAUUAUGGACAGCGAAAGCUACAUAUCUUAAUCAAAUCGCUCGUUAUCAUUCUGAACAUAAAAAACAAACUCAUGAAGUAUCAGUUAGUCUAUUUUUUGGUAUAUUUUUUGCAAUAUUUGGUACAAAUACAAUUUGGGGCAAUUUAAUAUCGUAUUUUGUACUUAAUCGAUUAAGUAAUCCGCAAGUAAUUAAUUGUGGAAUUCAUUUUGAUCCUAACAAAGCUUCACCAACAAAUACAACUGAAGAUGUGAAUAAUACAACGCGUUAUAUUCUUUGUGGAACAUUUGCUGGCAUGGGCGUUUUAUCAAUGUUACUUUUAUUCAUAACACUUGAUUCUGUUCAAUUAACUCAAAAACAAACUAUGAAACAAUUACUUAAAAAAAGUCUUGAAGUAGUUGUAUCAUUCAAAAAAUGGAAAUAUCUUGAUCAAUUAUUUCUUAUUCCACUUACAAUGUGGACAACAAUUGAAACUGCUUUUUUAACAGCGCAAUUUACUCGAGGUUUUAUUACUUGUCUUAUUGGUAUUCGUUAUGUUGGACUUAUUAUGGUAUGUAAUGGAAUAUGUCAAGCAAUAAGUAGUUAUGCCUGUGGUCGUCUUGUUAAAUAUACAGGUCGAAUAUUUGUUUUUAUUGUUGCUGCUUUAAUUAAUUAUGCAAUGAUUAUUUUAAUGUUUCUUUGGAAUCCAAAAGAUAAUCAAAUGGCUGUAUUAUUUGUUAUUGCUGGAUUUUGGGGUAUUGCAGAUGCUAUUUGGCAAACGCAAGUUAUUGGUAUUUUAUUUUUCUUAUUAUUUAAUGAUAAAGAAUUCAUUGAUUGA
This is a messenger RNA of Rotaria sp. Silwood2, 1933 nucleotides long. NCBI's taxonomy places the organism in Eukaryota, Metazoa, Rotifera, Eurotatoria, Philodinida, Philodinidae. The record is from the annotation of a GenBank genome assembly.